Molecule: messenger RNA, 522 nt
Organism: Oncorhynchus nerka (sockeye salmon)
Lineage: Eukaryota; Metazoa; Chordata; Actinopteri; Salmoniformes; Salmonidae
Product: myosin regulatory light chain 2, ventricular/cardiac muscle isoform-like
Exons: 5
Coding region: 1-522 (173 amino acids)
Biological process (GO): cardiac muscle contraction; heart development; muscle cell fate specification
Cellular component (GO): myofibril; cytoplasm
Molecular function (GO): calcium ion binding
Source: RefSeq, a predicted model, not a curated record
AUGGAUCUACUCCUUUUCCACCUCCUGCCGAAGGUACCCAAGAAGGCAAAGAAGAAGUCCGCAGAGGGAGCCAACUCUAAUAUAUUUUCUAAUAUCUUUGAGCAGUCUCAAAUCCAGGAGUUCAAGGAGGUAAGGAUACCCCUUUCUGUCUGGGUCCUAGUGCAUAACCCAUUCUGCCCCUACUGCCGUCUCAACGUGAAGCAAAAGGAGAUAGAUGAGAUGCUGAAAGAAGCGUCGGGCCCAGUCAACUUCACCGUCUUCCUCACCAUGUUUGGAGAGAAGCUAAAAGGCGCUGAUCCAGAGGAAACUAUCCUCAACGCAUUUAAAGUAUUUGAUCCUGAAGGAAAACGGGUCCUGAGGAAGGACUCUGUGACCGAGAUACUGACGACACAAGUGGACAGAUUUUCUCCUGAAGAGAUGAAGCAAAUGUUUGCAGCCUUCCCACCAGAUGUGGCAGGAAAUCUAGACUACAAAAACCUUGUCCACAUCAUCAUACAUGGAGAAGAGAAGGACCAGGAGUAA